Seriola dumerili (greater amberjack) is the source of this 1941-nucleotide messenger RNA. It is a transcript of the gene ntn1a, whose product is annotated as netrin 1. The coding region runs from base 16 to 1836 and encodes 606 amino acids. The record is from RefSeq and is a predicted model, not a curated record. Lineage: Eukaryota; Metazoa; Chordata; Actinopteri; Carangiformes; Carangidae. Gene Ontology annotation, molecular function: protein binding. The transcript has 6 exons.
CCGAGGGGAGCUACCAUGAGAAGGGCUGUGGAUGUUGUGCUGACUGUGCUGCUCGCCGUGUCCCUGUCGUGCCGGAGCGUGCUCGGCGGCUACGGGAUGAGCCUGUUCGCGGCGCAGACCUCUCCGCCGGACCCCUGCUACGACGAGCACGGAAACCCGCGCCGCUGCAUCCCGGACUUCGUCAACUCCGCCUUCGGGAAGGAAGUGAAGGUGUCCAGCACCUGCGGCAAGACGCCCAGCCGAUACUGCGUGGUGACAUCGGCGGAGAAGGGAGACGAGAGGACCAGAAACUGUCACACCUGCGAUGCCUCAGACCCCAAGAAGUACCACCCUCCGGCGUACCUGACGGACCUCAACAACCCUCACAACCUCACCUGCUGGCAGUCCGAGAACUUCGUCCAGUACCCGCAAAACGUCACUCUGACUCUGUCCCUCGGCAAGAAGUUUGAGGUCACCUAUGUGAGCCUGCAGUUCUGCUCGCCCCGACCUGAAUCCAUGGCGAUUUACAAGUCCAUGGAUUACGGUAAAACUUGGGUACCCUUUCAGUUUUACUCGACCCAGUGCAGGAAGAUGUACAACAAACCGAACAGGGCCGUUAUCACGAAGCAGAACGAGCAGGAGGCCGUCUGCACGGACUCCCACACCGACAUGUACCCUCUGACCGGUGGGCUCAUCGCCUUCAGCACGCUGGACGGCAGGCCGUCGGCGCACGACUUCGACAACUCUCCCGUGCUGCAGGACUGGGUCACAGCCACUGACAUCAAAGUCAUCUUCAGCCGGUUGCACACGUUCGGUGAUGAGAACGAGGACGACUCGGAGCUGGCUCGGGACUCGUACUUCUACGCCGUGUCGGACCUGCAGGUCGGAGGCAGAUGCAAAUGCAACGGACACGCAUCUCGGUGCGUAAAGGACCGGGAUGGGAGUCUGGUGUGUGAGUGCAAGCACAACACCGCCGGGCCGGAGUGCGACAGGUGCAAACCUUUCCACUACGACAGACCGUGGCAAAGAGCCACAGCCAGGGAGGCCAACGAGUGUGUCGCCUGUAACUGCAACCUUCACGCCCGAAGGUGUCGUUUCAACAUGGAGCUGUACAAGCUGUCGGGGAGGAAGAGCGGAGGAGUCUGCCUCAACUGUCGCCACAACACAGCAGGUCGCCACUGCCACUACUGCAAGGAGGGCUACUACAGAGAUCUGUCCAAACCCAUCUCACACAGGAAAGCCUGCAAAGCAUGUGAUUGCCAUCCCGUGGGUGCUGCUGGCAAAACCUGUAACCAAACCACAGGACAAUGUCCCUGUAAAGACGGCGUGACUGGUAUCACGUGCAACCGCUGUGCUAAAGGCUACCAGCAGAGCCGCUCGCCCAUUGCCCCCUGCAUAAAGAUUCCAGUUGCACCUCCCACAACCCCGUCCAGCAGCACAGAGGAGCCAUCAGACUGUGACUCUUACUGCAAGGCGUCUAAAGGCAAACUGAAAAUCAACAUGAAGAAGUACUGCAAGAAAGAUUACGCUGUCCAGGUGCACAUCCUGAAGGCGGACAAAGCCGGCGAGUGGUGGAAGUUCACCGUCAACAUCAUCUCCGUCUACAAGCAGGGCGAGAGCCGCAUCCGCCGCGGGGACCAGUUCCUGUGGGUCCGCGCCAAAGACGUGGCCUGCAAGUGUCCCAAGAUCAAGCCCGGCAAGAAGUACCUGCUGCUGGGGAAUGACGAGGACUCCCCCGGCCAGAGCGGAGUGGUGGCAGACAAAGGCAGCCUGGUUAUCCAGUGGAGGGACACGUGGGCACGCAGGCUCAGGAAGUUCCAGCAGCGGGAGAAGAAAGGCAAGUGCAAGAAGCCAUAGGCCGGAAACGUUGAAGAGGAUGCCGGAGAGGAAGAGGAAUUCAAGAGAAAUCUGAGCGGGUGAUUUAAAAGAAAAAAAAAAAGAAAAAAAAAAAAGAAUGAAAGA